Messenger RNA from Limanda limanda (common dab), 1509 nucleotides. RefSeq names its product gap junction alpha-9 protein-like. The record is from RefSeq and is a predicted model, not a curated record. Gene Ontology annotation, biological process: cell communication. Bases 1 to 1509 code for a protein of 502 amino acids. Lineage: Eukaryota; Metazoa; Chordata; Actinopteri; Pleuronectiformes; Pleuronectidae. The transcript has a single exon. Gene Ontology annotation, cellular component: connexin complex.
AUGGGGGACUGGAACUUCCUUGGAGGGAUCUUGGAGGAGGUUCACAUCCACUCCACCAUGGUCGGCAAGAUCUGGCUGACCAUCCUCUUCAUCUUCCGGAUGUUGGUGCUGGGCGUCGCCGCGGAGGACGUGUGGAACGACGAGCAGUCGGACUUCAUCUGCAACACGGACCAGCCCGGCUGCCGAAACGUCUGCUACGACCAGGCCUUCCCCAUCUCCCUCAUCAGGUACUGGGUGCUGCAGGUCAUCUUCGUGUCCUCGCCCUCCCUGGUGUACAUGGGCCACGCCAUCUACCAGCUCCGGGCCCUGGAGAAGGAGCGCCACUGCAAGAAGGUGGCUCUGCGCCGGGAGCUGGAGGCGGUGGACGUGGACCUGGCCGAGGCGCGGAGGAGGAUCGAGAAGGAGAUGAGGCAGCUGGAGCAGGGGAAGCUCAACAAGGCGCCGCUCCGAGGCUCCCUGCUGUGCACCUACGUGGCGCACAUCGUCACCCGCUCUGUGGUGGAGGUCAGCUUCAUGACGGGUCAGUACAUCCUGUACGGACACCGGCUGAGCCCGCUCUACAAGUGUGAGAGGGAGCCGUGUCCUAACGUGGUGGACUGCUUCGUGUCCAGGCCCACGGAGAAGUCCGUGUUCAUGAUGUUCAUGCAAGGCAUCGCCUGCAUCUCCCUCUUCCUCAGCCUCCUGGAGAUCAUGCACCUGGGCUACAAGAAGCUCAAGAAGGGCAUCCUGGACUACUACCCGCACCUGAAGGACGACCUGGAUGAGUACUACGUCAACAAGUCCAAGAAGAACUCCGUCGUUCAUCAGGUUUGCACGGGAACCUCGGUGGGACGCAAGACCACCAUCCCCACAGCACCCAGUGGAUACAUGCUGCUGUUGGAGAAGCAGGGCAACGGACCCAACUACCCUCUGCUCAAUGCCUCCUCGGCCUUCAUCCCAAUACAAGGAGACCCCGGUGCAAAGCCAGACGGCCACAAGGACGGCAAGGAGGGCGUGCCGAGCCCCACGGAGCAGAACAGCAACUCCAACAACACCAGCAGCGAGACGCGUUCACCUCCCGCGGACAAACAGGAGGAACCGGAGGAACGCUCUCCACAUCACGAGGACCUGGAGUGUGCUCGCUCCGAGUAUCCCACCCUCCCUGUGGCAGACGCCUCCUCCUGCCCGACACUGUCAGGGAUCGCGAGGAAGACUCGGAGGGUCAGUCCGCCCUGGAACUGCUCCACGGUGGUGGAGGGGAACGGCUCGGACAGCGGCGACUCCUACCACGGCAACGGCAGCAGCAUGAAGCUGCGCGGCAGCCACGUGGGCCCCAGGGCCAGGAUGCUCUCCAAGGCAGACAUUAAGAGAGCGAGCAGGUCUCAGAGCCCGGACUCAGCGGGGGAGCUGAGCUCGGUGUCUCGACACAGCCGCGAGAGCAACAGCCCCACGGCCUCGCCCACAAACCGCAGGGUGUCGGUGGCGAGCAGCGCCAGCAGCAGGCGAGCUCCGACCGACCUGCAGAUAUAA